Molecule: messenger RNA, 2012 nt
Organism: Hemicordylus capensis (graceful crag lizard)
Lineage: Eukaryota; Metazoa; Chordata; Lepidosauria; Squamata; Cordylidae
Gene: PRKAB1
Product: protein kinase AMP-activated non-catalytic subunit beta 1
Exons: 8
Coding region: 165-971 (268 amino acids)
Biological process (GO): signal transduction
Cellular component (GO): cytoplasm; nucleus; nucleotide-activated protein kinase complex
Molecular function (GO): protein kinase binding
Source: RefSeq, a predicted model, not a curated record
CCUCCCGCCCACCCCGCCAGCCGCGCAUGCGGAGUAGAAUCCGGAAGUCAGCCGCGUGAGGCCGGAACCGGAAGUUGUUCGAGCGGGAAGUGGGCGGGGUCGCGGCAGCAGCAGCAGCGGGCCUUCGUGAAGCCGAGUCGCCGAACCAGCCUCCGAACCUGAAUAUGGGGAACACAAGCAGUGAGCGUGCAGGCGUGGAGCGCCAGGGUAGCCACAAGACGCCCCGGAGGGACAACUCCAAGGAGGGGGACAGGCCAAAGAUCUUGAUGGACAGCCCCGAAGACGCGGAUUUGUUCCAUGCUGAAGAAAUCAAGGCUCCCUUGGAGAAAGAAGAAUUCCUGGCUUGGCAGCACGACGUGGAGGUGAACGACAAAGCUCCCACUCAGGCGCGGCCCACCGUCUUCCGCUGGACCGGAGGAGGCAAAGAGGUUUACUUAUCUGGCUCUUUUAACAGCUGGAACAAACUUCCCCUGACCCGCAGCCACAAUAAUUUUGUGGCAAUCCUAGAUCUCCCAGAAGGUGAACACCAAUAUAAGUUCUAUGUGGAUGGUCAGUGGACACAUGAUCCUUCAGAGCCCGUAGUAACCAGCCAGCUGGGGACUCUCAACAACGUUAUCCAGGUGAAGAAAACUGACUUUGAAGUGUUCGAUGCCUUAAUGGUGGAUUCCCAAAAGUGCUCUGAUGUGUCUGAGCUCUCCAGUUCCCCCCCUGGGCCUUAUCACCAGGACCCUUACAGCUGCAAGCCAGAGGAACGCUUUAAGUCUCCCCCCAUCCUGCCUCCACAUCUGCUGCAAGUUAUUCUGAACAAGGACACUGGGAUUUCGUGUGACCCUGCCCUGCUUCCUGAGCCUAACCACGUCAUGCUGAACCACCUCUAUGCGCUCUCCAUCAAGGAUGGGGUGAUGGUGCUGAGCGCCACCCACCGUUACAAGAAGAAAUACGUGACUACCUUGCUGUAUAAGCCCAUAUGAAGUGGGGCCAGGGGGCUGGGCUGACAGGCCAGCAGAGGAAACCAGCGUGCCCUCUGGACUCGCAGCAGGCUUCCUGUCAAAUCCUAUUGUUUUUCUAAGAGCCCAGAUCUGUCACAUAGCCGCCUUGCACUCUCCCCUGCACCCCAGUCUUGGCUAGCCUGCAAAAAAGAGAGGACGCACAAACUGCAGAAUACAGUUAGCCUGGGUGUGUGUGUGUGAAAAUAUCCCUUGACUUGGCUGGGUCACCUUGAGCAGUUGUGGCCAUUGGGGGCUGGUAACCGGAGUCCUUUCAUCACGCAGUCCCCCCCGAGAGCUUGUUUCUACUCUGAUGUGGGGUGGGGUGGGGUGGGAGGUGCGGCUUGUCUCCUCUCGCUCUGGGGACAAGCACAGGUGCUGGGGUGAGUGCUUUCCUUCCCUGCUGUAUCCCGGAUCUCGGUCAGAAGCUGCUGGCAAAGACAGUGGGCUUGUGUUGUGUGCUGACCGGUGGAGGUUGGUGGGUGUGGUAGCAGCAAGCAGGUUGGAAAAGCCCCCGGCUGUGGUCCCGUUUUAGGGCCAACCCCCCCUGGCUCCUUGAAGCCAGUCCUCUUCCACAGGUCUCCUCCCCAAGGGCAAGCAGUGUGGGUCAGCCCUCUGCAGAGGCUGCAGGGCCAGGAGGUGGUGCUGCUCUGCUGGUGGGCCAGGGCGGCCUCCUUGUGCAGCAGCCCAGCAGCCAGGGAGGGGCACGCAAGGGGCAGCCCGUCUCUCGCCCCGUGAAGGGGCCCAGGCAUGAUGGUGCUGAGGAGCCGGCGUGUGCCUUGUAUCCAAGCGGGCUCUUCUGGCUCCUUAGACACAUUCUCCUUAGACAAGCAUUCAGGCAGCCUUGAGGGGUAUCCGGGGGUGGGGGGUGGGGUCUGGCUCCACCCCACCCCAGAGUGCUGUUGGGAACAGUAUUUCCCGUCCAUUCUUUGAUUUUGCCUUUGCUGCUGUUGUAUUCGUCAGUCACGUGUUUUUAACAAUAAAAGCACUUGGUGGCAUCAGUGCCCAGAGUUCUGUUGCAUGCUA